UGGCUGCAACGAGAUUGAAUCUACGUGUUUACGGAACAAACAGCUCUGCACUUUUAUUUGGUCAUGAAAUAUUUAGCAUUUGAACUAUCACACAGCCUACUAAACCUCCUUUCCACUUCGGCGUUGGGCGACUGAGCAUUUCCGGAUUGAGUCCAUCCAAUGGCUUUACUCCAUAUACGGAUGACAAUAACAGAGGGGCAGUAGUGAGGCACUUUUCAUAAAACCUGAUUAGCACCUCAGCUAGCCACCACUGAGCUCAGAGCUGCGCCGUGGAGAAGCUGAACAACGCACAUUGAGGGCAGCGCAAGGAUUUGACUGGGAAAUAGGAAACAAACAAGGAGAGUGCGUAGCCUACACAAAAUAUCUGACACGGAGUCGAACGUCACUACCAUGGAGAACGCUCAUGAAAAAAGUGUUGAAGAAGUUUAUAGCUAUUUCAAUGUCAACGAAAGCACGGGGCUUGGCUUGGACCAAGUAAAACGACAAAGGGAGAAAUGGGGCACAAACGAGUUACCUGCUGAAGAAGGAAAGUCCUUAUGGGAACUUGUUGUUGAACAGUUUGAAGAUUUACUUGUGCGAAUUCUUCUAUUGGCGGCCUGUAUAUCUUUUGUCUUGGCCUGGUUUGAGGAUGGGGAAGAAACGAUCACAGCUUUCGUGGAGCCUUUCGUGAUCUUACUCAUUCUCAUAGCCAAUGCCAUCGUAGGUGUUUGGCAGGAGCGUAAUGCGGAGGAUGCCAUUGAGGCACUUAAAGAGUAUGAGCCUGAGAUGGGGAAGGUGUACCGCCAGGACAGGAAGACUGUCCAGAGGAUCAAGGCCAAAGACAUCGUGCCUGGAGACAUCGUGGAGGUUGCUGUUGGAGACAAGGUUCCUGCAGACAUCCGUCUCUCUUCAAUCAAGUCUACAACCCUGAGGGUGGACCAGUCCAUCCUGACAGGCGAGUCUGUCUCCGUGAUCAAGCACACUGACCCUGUGCCUGACCCCCGAGCUGUCAACCAAGACAAGAAGAACAUGCUGUUCUCUGGGACCAACAUCGCCGCCGGCAAGGCCAUCGGCGUGGUGGUGGCCACCGGCGUCAACACGGAGAUCGGUAAGAUCCGCGACGAGAUGGCGGCCACGGAACAGGAGAAGACUCCGCUGCAGGCCAAGCUGGACGAGUUUGGGGAGCAGCUGUCCAAGGUCAUCUCCCUGAUCUGUGUGGCCGUGUGGAUCAUCAACAUCGGCCACUUCAAUGACCCCGUCCACGGGGGCUCCUGGGUGCGCGGCGCCGUCUACUACUUCAAGAUCGCCGUGGCGCUGGCCGUGGCCGCCAUCCCCGAGGGCCUGCCCGCCGUCAUCACCACCUGCCUGGCCCUGGGCACGCGCCGCAUGGCCAAGAAGAACGCCAUUGUCAGGUCCCUGCCCUCCGUGGAGACACUGGGCUGCACCUCGGUCAUCUGCUCCGACAAGACGGGCACCCUCACCACCAAUCAGAUGUCUGUGUGCAGGAUGUUCAUUGUUGACAAAGCUGAAGCAGAAAGCUGCUCUCUGGGGGAGUUUACCAUCACUGGCUCAACGUAUGCCCCUGAAGGAGAAGUGUAUCAGGAUGGUAAUCUCGUGAAGAGUUCUCAGUUUGAUGGUCUGGUAGAGAUCGCCACCAUCUGUGCCCUGUGCAACGACUCCUCUCUAGACUUCAACGAGGCCAAAGGGGUGUUUGAGAAGGUUGGAGAGGCCACGGAGACCGCCCUCACCUGCUUGGUGGAGAAGAUGAACGCGUUUGACACCGAGGUCAAGCACCUUCCCAACAUCGAGAGGGCCAACGCCUGCAACUCUGUGAUCAAGCAGCUGAUGAAGAAGGAGUUCACCCUGGAGUUCUCCCGAGACAGGAAGUCCAUGUCGGUGUACUGUACCCCCAACAAGGCCCGGUCUUCCAUCGGCAAAAUGUUUGUCAAGGGUGCCCCAGAGGGAGUGAUUGAUCGGUGUACCCAUGUCCGAGUGGGCAACAGCAAGGUUCCCAUGACCCCGGUUGUCAAGGACAAGAUCCUGUCUGUGAUCCGGGAGUACGGGACCGGGCGUGACACCCUGCGCUGCCUGGCUCUGGCCACCAGGGACACCCCCCCUAAGAAGGAGGACAUGGUUCUUAUCGAUGCAGCCCGCUUUGCAGCCUAUGAGUCGGACUUGACCUUUGUGGGCUGCGUGGGCAUGCUGGACCCCCCGCGACAGGAGGUGGCAGCCUCCAUCAAGCUGUGUCGCCUGGCCGGCAUCCGCGUCAUCAUGAUCACCGGGGACAACAAGGGCACGGCCGUGGCCAUCUGCCGGCGCAUCGGCAUCCUGGCCGAGGACGACGACGUGGAGCGCAUGGCCUUCACCGGCCGCGAGUUUGACGACCUCUCCCCCGCCGCGCAGCGCGACGCCGUCAUCAACGCCCGCUGCUUCGCCCGCGUCGAGCCCUCGCACAAGUCCAAGAUCGUCGAGUUCCUGCAGAGCAUGGACGAGAUCACGGCCAUGACUGGAGACGGAGUCAACGAUGCCCCAGCCUUGAAGAAGGCGGAGAUCGGCAUCGCCAUGGGCUCUGGCACCGCCGUGGCCAAGUCGGCCUCUGAGAUGGUCCUGGCUGAUGACAACUUCUCCUCCAUCGUGGCGGCCGUAGAGGAGGGCAGGGCCAUCUACAACAACAUGAAGCAGUUCAUCCGCUACCUCAUUUCCUCCAACGUGGGCGAGGUGGUCUGUAUCUUCCUGACUGCUGCUCUGGGCUUCCCCGAGGCUCUGAUCCCAGUCCAGCUGCUGUGGGUCAACCUGGUGACGGAUGGCCUCCCCGCCACCGCCCUGGGCUUCAACCCCCCCGACCUGGAUAUCAUGAACAAGCCCCCCCGCAACGCCAAGGAGCCCCUCAUCUCUGGCUGGCUCUUCUUCAGAUACCUAGCCAUCGGAUGCUAUGUCGGAGCCGGGACUGUGGGAGCGGCCGCCUGGUGGUUCGUGGCUGCUGAAGACGGCCCCAUGAUCAGCCUGUACCAGCUGAGCCACUUCCUGCAGUGCUCCCCUGACAACCCGGACUUCCAGGACCUGGAGUGCCACGUGUUCGAGUCCCCCUACCCCAUGACCAUGGCCCUGUCGGUGCUCGUCACCAUCGAGAUGUGCAACGCUCUGAAUAGUUUGUCUGAGAACCAGUCCCUGCUGCGUAUGCCUCCCUGGGACAAUGUCUGGCUGCUGGGGGCUAUCUGCCUCUCCAUGUCCCUCCACUUCCUCAUCCUCUACGUGGAGCCCUUGCCUGUCAUCUUCCAGAUCACCCCUCUGAACCUCACGCAGUGGCUGAUGGUGCUGAAGAUCUCCCUGCCCGUCAUCCUUUUGGAUGAGCUGCUCAAGUUUGUGGCCAGGAACUACCUGGAACCUGGUAAACACCUGGAGAAGUCAGCUGGCAAGGGCUGCUCCCUGUCCGCAUGCACAGAGGGGAUCUCCUGGCCCUUUGUGGCCAUCUUCCUCCCCCUGGUUCUGUGGCUGUACAGCAUCGACACGAACGUGUCUGAGUUGUUCUGGUCCUGACUGACUCCAAGCACACUCCCCCUCCCCCCGGGCACCAGUGUGAGUGGAGAUUAAUACAUCUAACAACCCCACAUUAACCAGGAACAACUACUACUACUACAACCACAACCACAACCGCCUGGUCAAACACAGUGAGAGCUCAGCAUUUGUACGUGUAUGUCUAUACCCUUGGCUGAUUUGGAUCAAGGACAUUUUCACCAUUCCAUUUCUUUUCUUUUUUAUUCAUCCUUUUUUUUUGAUGAACAUACUUUUUAAUGACCUUGAGUUUUGUCGGUUUGUCUUUUUUCAUAUCAAGCCUUCGUUAUGUGCCCCCGUGUUUUUUGAACAGGCAUAGAAUUGUAGGAACUGUCAGAUGAUAUGUACAGAGAAUGAACAAUAUUUUAUCAACUUUUUGUAAAUUGGGGAGGGGAUUUGUGGACAGCAGGUAGGCUACAAGUGGCAUGCACUGGACUCAAAUGUAUUACUCUUGUCUUCAGUGUGACCCCUUUAAUAUAUGGCCUUUGGAUGAGAAAGGGGUGUAACUGUAAUGACCAUACAACAUUUGCACUGACUCAGUGGUCUGUACUAAAAGUGCAUGUGUUUUGUGAUGGCAUGGGGAUUCUUCUUGGUUGAUAGUUGUUCCUCCCCCUGUUAUAAGCUCCAUAUCUGGUUUGCUUUUAGUUUCUGUGCUAGGCCGAGCACAGCUACCUCAAUGCUGUUGAUAUGACCACAUUACUUUCCAUGUUUUCCACUAAGCCUUUUCACGUUCUAAGACAUGUCAUAUUAAGUGUUGAGGUAAGCACCAUUUUUGCUUUUGUUGAAGGAGAAGUACGUUCUCAUCUACCUUUUUAAGGUUUUCUAAGUUGAAAUUGAGGUUGACCUUUUUAUGUUCCCUGAGGGAAGUAGGGAAAGAAACAUGUAAAUGUUACUUUAGUCUUCUACACCAUUUUUGAUAGACAUGCCUGUUGUUAAAAUGUUUACUUGAACACAACACACUCUGUCAUUAUUCCAAUAUUAAAACGUUUACUUUUUUUAGCUAGUCUUCAUGUACAUUACAAAUAACAAUGAUUCUUAUAUAGAUUAUGUAUAUUGUGCACAUACUGUACUUGAAUAUAAAGACACCAAGACGCUGAUAAUAAUAGUAUCAGCUGAGCACAAGAUUGAGGCUUCGAUGGGACCAUGUUGUGGUCUAGACUUGCUGUUAGGAUGUAUGACCAUGUUAUAGGCCUAACUCGGACUGGCAGGUGGAAGAGUAUAUGUAAAUCUGUAUAUAGCACAGUAGUAUCUAUAUGUAUAGGGGUUUCACGUUUUCCGAAUGCUCCAUACCGUCACGCUAGUUGACUUGAGCCGUGUUUUUAGAAAACACUGCAGUAGGUAGGUAUACCUGGAAAGCAUGCCCUCUCCAAUGCUAGGCCAGUAUGAGUUCCUCUAAACCUAACUGCUAUUUCUUCCAAUGCUUUCCGCCUGUUUAUCAGAGUGAGUAUCCCCCCCCUGCCCUGCAUGCGCCCUGCCCGCUAGCGUGUUCUCAUCCAGGCACCAUCCAACACACCCAAGCCUUGCGGUCGAGCAGGUGUAUUCAAAGUCUCGACUCUUUGAUGGAAAGAUGUUGUUUUGCUUUUUAAACAACAUUUUAUAUGUUGCCGCUUUCCUUGUUAUUUCAAGUCAGGGAUUUUGGCCACUUUAUAGAUUGUGUGAACGACAAUGAUAUGAUGAUGUAAGAGUUUUAAUUUGAAAAAUGCCUUUUCACUAAGUGCCAGUCAACAUAUGUGAGCUGGUAAAAAUAUAUUGAAGUGCUCUGUCUGACUUGAUUUCAUUGGUGGCAAUAUUAUUGGGGGCCGACAGAGUAUAGGGAUAUUACUUGCAGCAAGUGUUGCAAUCGCAAGGCAUGGCGUUUUCAUGUGGACAUGGCUUUGUGCCUUCCCAUUUCUCUGCUUGCAUGUGGCAUGGCUUUUGACAUCUAUAUAUGUAGGCAGACAGGAGGAAAUGGAAAGCUUUUAAACAUGUCUUUCAUCAUGCAUAGUGAAUGAGCCAUGUCUUAUAGCGCCUUUGCUUUGACCUAUGCCUUAGGUAAGUCAUCUGAUUGGUCUCUUUCUCUUCUCUCUCUGCAGCUGGGGCUGUGUAAGCCCCGCCCACUCCUCUAAACCCCUUUUGCAGAAACUGUAAGGUUUUGUUUUAGUGUUGUGCAUGUGUGUUUCGAGCAGCACCACAUCUUCUAAGACUUGCAUGUCAAAAUAAGAACUCAAAUCAAGACAUGAUUCAUCAUUUAAUAUGUACAUCAAUUCCUUUUUUUAUCUAAAAGAUACCUAAUUUAAAUGGAAUGGGUUCAAAUUAAAAUGUUUUUGGAAUCCAGUGAACUAAUCCCAUGUCCUCAGUCCCUCCAUGGUCUUGCAUGAAGCGCUUUAGUAUAGCCGUCUGUCGAGAAAAGGUGACAGUUCUCGUGCCAUCUCAGAAACCUAGACUUCAUUGUUUAGUAAUGUAUAAUAUUCCAUGGUGCAUGUCAUCUGAAGCAGCCAUUUAUUUUAACAGAUUUGUGUAAUAGUUCUGUAUAGUAUUGGUAAAUUUAAAUUUAAACAAUCUACAAAUAAUAGUGCAAAUGUUAAAUUAAGCUCAGAAAGCUGUGUCUUUUCCUAAGGAAAUACUUUUUGAAUUGAAUGUGUAAAAAAUUACCAAACGAGACUUUUUGCUUUGCACUGUGAUGUGCGACAUGUUGUAAGCAGACUUUGUGGUGUCUGGUUAGGAGGUGCAGCGAUAGUGAUGCAUACCCUGAGGAAAUCAGACAGUCCUUCAAUGGCAUGGUUUUGCCAAACAACUGUACUGUAAUUUCAGAGCUGAUGAUUGUAUUACGUAUCACAACUUGUGGUUUCAGGUAAAUAAAGCGAUUAUACUUUAAA
Messenger RNA from Hypomesus transpacificus, 6386 nucleotides. Its product is annotated as sarcoplasmic/endoplasmic reticulum calcium ATPase 2-like. Bases 391 to 3516 code for a protein of 1041 amino acids. Gene Ontology annotation, molecular function: ATP hydrolysis activity; P-type calcium transporter activity; ATP binding. Gene Ontology annotation, biological process: calcium ion transmembrane transport; intracellular calcium ion homeostasis. Gene Ontology annotation, cellular component: membrane. The record is from RefSeq and is a predicted model, not a curated record. Lineage: Eukaryota; Metazoa; Chordata; Actinopteri; Osmeriformes; Osmeridae. The transcript has 21 exons.